Molecule: messenger RNA, 1463 nt
Organism: Mytilus trossulus (common blue mussel)
Lineage: Eukaryota; Metazoa; Mollusca; Bivalvia; Mytilida; Mytilidae
Product: alpha-N-acetylgalactosaminidase-like
Exons: 9
Coding region: 92-1342 (416 amino acids)
Biological process (GO): oligosaccharide metabolic process; glycoside catabolic process
Cellular component (GO): cytoplasm
Molecular function (GO): alpha-galactosidase activity
Source: RefSeq, a predicted model, not a curated record
UGAUAACGAUUUACUUCGUGUACAUCUUAACCUGCUGUUACUUUGACACAUGAUUCGGUCAUAAGAUAGAUCAAUAUAAUUAUUAAAUCACAUGAUAACAUUUUUACAUAUAGUAUCUUACACAGACAACAUGAACAUUUUGAUUUUUUGCGUAGUAGUAUUUGCUGUCGUCAAUGCCUUAGAUAACGGACUUGGACGAACUCCCCCGAUGGGAUGGUUGUCUUGGGAACGUUUCCGGUGUAACACUGACUGCUUAAAUGAUCCAGAUAAUUGUAUAAGCGAAAAAUUGUACAUGCAAAUGGCAGAUCACAUGGAACAAGAUGGCUACCUUGUUGCUGGCUAUGAAUAUGUAAAUAUUGAUGAUUGUUGGAUGGCUAUGGAGAGAGGUUCCGAUGGUAAGCUGGUGGCAGACCCAAAACGGUUUCCUCGUGGAAUAAAAUUUUUGGCAGAUUAUGUUCACAGUAAAGGACUAAAGCUUGGUAUUUACGAGGACUUUGGAACCCAUACAUGUGGAGGGUACCCAGGAAGUAAAUUCUAUAUGGAGCUGGACGCUCAGACAUUUGCAGACUGGGGCAUAGAUAGUCUAAAGUUAGAUGGCUGUUAUAGUGGCAUUGAGGACAUGAAAGAUGGUUAUCCUAUCAUGGAGUUUUAUCUGAAUAAGACUGGACGACCAAUGUUAUAUUCUUGCAGCUGGCCAGCCUACGUAGUUUUUAGUGGCACAAUUCCAAAUUACAAAUCAAUUGCUAACAGUUGUAACAUUUGGAGAAACUAUGCCGACAUCGAUGAUUCCUGGGAUAGCGUGAAAGGAAUAAUAGAUUUCUAUGGUAACGAUAAUGGAAGCUUUAGUUCAUUUGCUGGGCCAGGGCAUUUCAAUGACCCGGAUAUGAUCAUUGUUGGUGACUUCGGACUAAGCUAUGAACAACAGAAAUCACAGAUGGCGCUGUGGGCAGUCAUGGCUGCUCCACUGAUGAUGUCAAACGACCUGAGACAAAUUGAUCCUCAAUCUAAAGCAUUACUACUUAAUAAAAAUGUCCUCAAGAUAAACCAGGAUCCAAUGGGAAUUCAAGGCAAAAGAAUAUUAAAAACAAAGGAUAUGCAGGUAUGGACACGGCCAAUUAUGCCAAAAGGAUCUGUGGCUAUUAGCAUUCUAAAUACUGGAGAAGGAGGCGCUGGCACUAAAGUUAAGAUGUUGUGUUCAGACCUCGGACUAACGAGCCCUGGUGGAUAUAUCAUCACAGAGGUUUUUACAGGAUCUGUUGUAGGAUCAUUCAAACCUCAGCAAUAUCUGAACGUCACAGUGGUGCCAUCUGGUGUUUUCUUUGGAUCAGCCACUCUACUCUGAGAGCCAAGAUGAGAAAUGUAUGAAGGCCAUUUGCAUGAAUGAGGAAAAAUAUUAUGAAUAUAAUAUGCACUUCUCUUUGAAAGUUGAAUGAAAUUUUAUAUGUGUGAAUGGAGAAAUGAUC